AUGGAAACCUCUGAUACACACCCAUUGCUCUCUCUUGUACACCUUUGCAUGCUUUGCUUGUUGUGCUUUAUGGUCACAAUCGAAGCCUCAAACGAUAAGGUCUCUGCCAUGUAUGUUUUUGGAGACUCCACAGUAGACUCAGGAAACAACAACUACAUAAACACGGCUUUCAAGAGCGAUUUUCCACCCUAUGGUAGAGAUUUUGCCAACCAAGUUCCUACGGGAAGGUUCACAAAUGGGAAGCUUGCCACUGAUUUUCUUGCUUCAUAUCUAGGCCUGAAAGAGUUGUUGCCACCAUAUUUGGAUCCAAAUCUCAGUGAUAAAGAGCUCAUAACAGGAGUCAGUUUCGCCUCAGCUGGUUCUGGUUUUGACCCACUUACACCAACUCUGGGUAAUGUGAUUCCAAUACCAAAGCAGUUGGAACAUUUCAAAGAAUGCAAAAAGAGGAUGGAAGGUAUGCUUGGUAAGCAAAGAACUGAAAAUCAUAUGAAUAAUGCUGUAUUUUUCAUCAGUGCGGGAACAAAUGACUUCGUUAUUAAUUACUUUACGUUGCCAAUACGAAGAAAGAGCUUCACCCUCUUAAACUACGGCCAGUUCUUGCUUCAACACGUAAAAGAUUUCAUACAGAAUUUAUGGACAGAAGGUGCUAGAAAAAUUGCUUUUGUUGGACUACCUCCAAUGGGAUGCUUGCCGAUCAUGAUCACCUUCAAUUCCGACAAUGCCUUUCUUGAUCGCAAUUGUGUGGACAAGUAUUCCGCUGUUGCAAGAGAUCACAAUGUGAUGCUUCAACAUGAAUUGUUCUUAAUGCAACUUAAUUUCUCUAAUCCUGCUGGUGCUAAGAUCUCUUACAUUGACAUAUAUGGACCGUUGGCCAACAUGAUUCAAGAGCAUGAAAAAUUUGGGUUGGAUGAGGUUGAUAGUGGCUGUUGUGGAAGUGGUUACAUCGAAACCACGUUUUUGUGUAAUGAGGUUUCGUAUGUUUGCUCUGAUCCAUCAAAGUAUGUAUUCUUUGAUUCAUUGCACCCUACGGAGAAGGUUUACCACAACCUAUUCAUGGCAGCCCGUCACAACAUUGAUGCACUUAUCAACGGCUAG
Messenger RNA from Gastrolobium bilobum, 1095 nucleotides. Its product is annotated as GDSL esterase/lipase At5g45960-like. NCBI's taxonomy places the organism in Eukaryota, Viridiplantae, Streptophyta, Magnoliopsida, Fabales, Fabaceae. The transcript has 5 exons. Gene Ontology annotation, molecular function: hydrolase activity, acting on ester bonds. The record is from RefSeq and is a predicted model, not a curated record. The coding region runs from base 1 to 1095 and encodes 364 amino acids.